AAUUCCAAGUAUUUAGUCUUUUUUUCCUGUUAAAACUUAUAAACAGUUAUAAUAAUAUUAUCUAUUUGUUUGUAUUUGAUGGAUACACGUUUUUUUGAAUUGCGGUGUGGAUAUAAGGCAUAUGAGUGGGGAAGAAUAGGACAUACAAGUUGUAUUGCAAAAUAUCUUUUAUCAGCAGAACCACAUAGAGUUAUAGACGACAAUGAGCAUUAUUCAGAGUUAUGGAUGGGUGUUCAUCCUGCUUCUCCGUCUUUUGUUUGUUUAUCUACAGAAUGUAAUUCAGAGAAGAUAGUAUUUCUACAAACGCUCUUGGAUGCAGAUGAACGGCUUGUAUCUUAUGAAGUAGCACAGGUUUAUGGCAGAACGUUACCUUUUUUAUUUAAAGUUCUGUCGGUGCGUACAGCCUUAUCAAUUCAAGCACAUCCAGAUAAAAGACUUGCAGAGAUACUACAUUAUCAAUAUCCUGAACGCUAUCCAGGUAUAUACACAUAGAAGUGCUUGAUUUAUGUUGAUUUCUUGUUGAUGCAAACCAUAAACCUGAGAUGGCGAUUGCUCUGACACCAUUUGAGGCCCUAUGUGGAUUUAGACCAAUAGAUGAAAUUAUUUCGUUUGUUAUGAAAGUUCGUGGAUUUCGGAGGCUUUUAGGUAGUGUAGCAGAUGUAUUUGUCCAUGAAGAACAGGCACGUCAGAGAAAAUAUGAAAAAUCGAUAAAUUAUGAAUGCACAGAAUCAUUGCAAAGCCAAAAGGCAUUGCAGACACUCUUGCAUACACUGUUGAUACAACCUACAGAGCAUGUUGAAGCAUGUGUAAAACAAUUGCUUUUAGAUAUACAUGAAAGGGCACAAGAUGAGGAAAAUAUAUAUAAGGAUCUAUAUGAAGUGAUUUUGCGUUUGAAUGAUCAAUUUCCUGGGGACAUAGGAAUAUUUUGCGUUUUUUUGUUGAAUCAUGUGCGAUUGAUGCCAGGAGAAGGAAUCUUUUUAAAAGCAAAUACUCCACAUGCGUAUUUAUGCGGAGAAGCUAUUGAGUGUAUGUCUUCAAGUGAUAAUGUAGUUCGUGCAGGAUUGACACCUAAAUUUAAAGAUGUUGAAACUCUUGUGUCGAUGUUAACAUAUAAAUGUGCAUCAGCAUCAGAACAAAAGAUGGCACCUGUUCGUUUUGACCGAACUGUUGGUGAUGGUGAAGUGUAUUUCUUUAAACCACCGAUCAAUGAGUUUAAUGUUCUUCAAAUUCGUCUCAAAAAAGGCAAUAUACAAACUAUAGAAGGUCUGAAAGGCCCAAGUAUCAUGAUAUGUACACAGGGCGAUGGAACAGUUGUUGCAGAAGAAAAAUUAUAUUCUAUACGUACUGGACUUGUGUUUUUUGUUGGUGCUUUUGUUGAAACAGUGUUUACAGCAAACAGCGAUUCAUUUAUUAUUUAUCGUGCUUUCGUUGAGGUCUGA
Molecule: messenger RNA, 1439 nt
Organism: Pneumocystis jirovecii RU7
Lineage: Eukaryota; Fungi; Ascomycota; Pneumocystomycetes; Pneumocystales; Pneumocystaceae
Product: mannose-6-phosphate isomerase, class I
Exons: 4
Coding region: 543-1439 (298 amino acids)
Biological process (GO): carbohydrate metabolic process; GDP-mannose biosynthetic process
Cellular component (GO): cytosol
Molecular function (GO): zinc ion binding; mannose-6-phosphate isomerase activity
Source: RefSeq, a predicted model, not a curated record